This is a messenger RNA of Eruca vesicaria subsp. sativa (arugula), 786 nucleotides long. The record is from the annotation of a GenBank genome assembly. Lineage: Eukaryota; Viridiplantae; Streptophyta; Magnoliopsida; Brassicales; Brassicaceae.
AUGGAGUCUCGACGGAACCCUCGCGCCGUCGUGGAUCCAAAAGUCCGUCAAGUCAGUUUCUUCACUUCAUCACAACCCUAUUCGGCUCUCCCACCCGACCCGAUUGCGUCAGAUUUUCAUCCCGCUUCCACCAUUUCUCCCUCCCGCAACUCCCUCUCCCCCGUCAUGAUUCCUCCACCGCGCCAUAACUUCUCCGAUACCUUCCCUCUUUGCGCCGUCACUACAUCAGCCGUCUCUUCUUCUUUCUUCUUCUACUCCAGCCACCGCGAUUUACCAGACGGUUCAAUGAAGGCGUCUCCUGGACGCGUUUCCAUGGGAAGUUUCUCGAGAUCUUCUCUUGCGUCGUCGCUUCCUGGUGUCGGUAUGGAUUCUAUGGCAGCUGCAAAAUCUAGCAGCGUUCCAGCUAGUGUAUUAACCACUGUCUCUCUCGUGAACAUGCCUCCUAUGGAGGUGCAGAGUGACCAGAAGAAGAGCUCUAAGCCACUGGAACUGAAAGAGAAGACCACCAAAGCUGAGAGACGAGCUCUUCAAGAAGCUCAAAGAGCUGCCAAAGUGGUGCAGCCUGGGCAUGGCUUCUGCUCUGGAUCACUUGAAGGGAAUGGGCAUGACGGUGGGAAGGCGCCUCUAGUGAGCUCAAGCUCGGCGGCUUCAACAAAUGUUAAAGCUGCUAAGCCAGCAAAGCCCCCCUCUUCUCAGAAGAACGAUCUUGCUGGACCAUCUGAGAAAGACAGAAAGAAAGAUGCUCCACAUCCCGCAUGCAAUAUGAUGACGCGAGUAGAGUCGUGA